GCUGGUGACACGCUCCCCAAAAUCUCGACUCCCGGAGUGAGUUCGCUCCCCUCCACCCGUCCACCGUUCCCAAAUGUCCAGACACCAUCUCGCCGCUGCCGCCGUCGCCGCAGUGCUGUUCCUCCUCUCGCCGCCGCCUUGCGCAGCCGACCCCGACGACGAGCGGUGCCUGUCCCACCUUCACCAGUCCAUGUCCGACCCCUCGGGCGGGCUUCGCAACUGGACCAAGGCUGCGUUCUCGGCGCCGUGCGAGGGCUUCUUCUCGCACCUCCAGGGCGUCACCUGCAACAACGGGCGCGUCUACAAGCUCGCCCUCCCGGGGCUCUCCCUCGGCGGCACCAUCCCGCCGGAGCUCUCCAACUGCACCAACCUCCAGUCGCUGGACCUCUCCGCCAACGCGCUGUCCGGCGCCAUCCCGCCGGAGCUCUCCGCGCUGCUCAACCUCGCCGUGCUCAACCUCUCCUCCAACGCGCUCUCUGGCGCCAUCCCGCGGGAGCUCGCCCGCUGCGCCUACCUCAACGUCAUAGAUCUCCACGGCAACCAGCUCUCCGGCGCCAUCCCGGACGAGCUCGGCCUCCUCGUCCGCCUCUCCACCUUGGACGUCUCCUACAACCGCCUCUCCGGCCCCAUCCCCGUGCUCCUCGCCAACCGCACCGUCGGGACGGCCAGGUUCAAUGCCAGCUCGUUCGCGGGGAACAAGGACCUGUACGGGUACCCGCUGCCGCCGCGGCGGACGCGGGGCCUCUCCGUGCUCGCCAUCGUCGGCAUCGGCCUUGGAAGCGGGCUGCUCAGCCUCGUGCUCAGCUUCUCCGCCGUCUGCCUGUGGCUUCGCGCCACGAACCGCACUGCCACCACCCCCGGGGAUGAGGGCAAGAUUUCCCAGCUCAUGCCGGACUACUGAAUCCAUCAAAGGCCCUGGCAAGUUUGAACUUGGGGAUGCCUUGCAAUUCAAUUGAACCACAUGGAUGGACUUAUCAUCUUCGCACUCUGCAACAAAGACUCCACAUUUCAAUUAUAGAUUUGUGAUGCCAAGAUUGGAUGAUCCUGGAACGGGAUGUCGGGAUCAGAGCAGAGUAGACAUCCUCUUGGUGCAGUCAGGGUGUCAGUAUAGUCUAAUUGGAGACCGGAAUUGCUGUAAUUUUUAAUUGCUGAUGAUUUUUUUUUACUUGUACUGUUUGGCAGAGGAACAUUAGGCAACUGAUGGUGACAUGGGACUUGUGUUUAUGCUGACUGCUGAGGAAUAGUUUUCUGCAUACAACUGGUUUUGCUGAAGUACUUUAUUCCUUAUUUGAAUGAUGCUUCCCAUUCUGAUCAGAAGGGGUGAUGUGCUUGUUUUGUAAUCUUUUCCAGAUUGUUUCAUUGUUUGUGCUUAUGAGCUGGUUUUUCAGCCUCUUUUUGCUAAAAACAUUAUCUAUUGCCAAAGCAA
Panicum virgatum (switchgrass) is the source of this 1426-nucleotide messenger RNA. Its product is annotated as receptor-like protein 44. The transcript has a single exon. The coding region runs from base 74 to 901 and encodes 275 amino acids. Gene Ontology annotation, molecular function: protein binding. NCBI's taxonomy places the organism in Eukaryota, Viridiplantae, Streptophyta, Magnoliopsida, Poales, Poaceae. The record is from RefSeq and is a predicted model, not a curated record.